GAGGAAACACCCGAAGAGGUGGCCAUCAUCAAACCCCCGACGAGGAAACACCUCAUGAGGACGAGUCUCAUUCAUCCCAACUUGAUAAGAAAGGUCAAUCUCUCCUUAUGAAAAACAAUUACACAAAAUGGAAGGAAACGACAAACAAGAUGUGGUGGGCAACUUGCCACCAUUGUUACGAAAAAAUUGCUUGGUCCUGGUGGAAUCCCGGACCGGUGCCGGGCCUUAAGACCAACAAGUUAGUACCGGUCGGGCCAGUCCCGGGUCCCGGCCCGGACCAGGUCCGCUCCUACCCUAUCCCCCAGUAGGGGGUGCGCGCAGCAGGGCCUAGUUUGAAUUUGGACAGUCAUUCUUAUCAAAUUCGUAUUGAAGUGAAGUACUAGUAUAUCCAAUUUCGAUCUCGCCUUGAUUCAUUUGCAGCCUGCUGUAAAUUAUUCUCAACAAACUGUGUACGAAUGGCUGAAAUAAAUUAUUAGUGGGUGGUAUUUAUAUACGGUAAUACGGAGUAAUCAGAUUGGAGCAGGUUGUGCGUACGAUAGACUGAAAAUGGCAUAUAAAUAAAGUCUCCGGUUGGCCAGAUAGGGUGGGGACUGGGGAGGGCCAAGGUGAAAUCCGGGUUGGAAAUCCCUUCUGCGUUCGGAGCAUCCGGAAAGGAAAACGAGAACAAACAAAUAUUCAUCACGGAGUUCAAUCAAAUCAUUUCUAUUUCUGACGGACGGAUCACAUGGGUCUUUCUUGUUGAAAUCAAUUCAUUUUCCUCUCCUGAAAGUCAAAGAUCGCGAACUCGCAUUUGAUUCGUAGCUUUAAGGAGAGCAGAGUAUCCCUCUUUAUUUGGUUCAUCAUUAUUUCUGAUAAGGGAAUCUCGGGUUGGAUUUCCAAUCGGAAUAUCAUUUUCUUUGGUCUGCCUCCUGGGAUUUAAGAGCCCCUUGCCCCUCUCGCUUCUUCUCUGUACCUCGCUGUCCUCGUCAACCGGAGCUUCUUAUUUGUUCCAUCCAUCAGUAGUGCAGAUAUGCAGUGUCAGCUGGUUUGCAACGGGUGCAGGACUACUCUUCUCUAUCCAAGAGGAGCCUCAAACGUCUGUUGUGCAGUGUGCAAUGCCCUCACACCUGUCCCGCCUCCUGCAAUGGAAAUGGCUCAACUCAUAUGCGGAGGCUGUCGAACGCUGCUGAUGCAUCCACGUGGUGCUACUAGUGUGAGAUGUUCAUGUUGUCACACAGUUAACCUUGUGCCAGUACCAAACCAGUUUGCUCAUAUUAACUGUGGAAGUUGUCGUACAAUGUUGAUGUAUCCAUCUGGAGCUCCCUCUGUUAAGUGUGCAUUGUGUCACUUCAUUACUAAUGCUAAUGGGUAGAUUCACGAGUGCCGAGUCCAUCCCUCCCCCCCAAUGGAUCUGCUAAUCCAACUUCAGCAACAACACCUUCGUCAACUGCUACACUACGCCCACAUAAUCAAACUGUAGUUGUUCAAAACCCCAUGUCUGUUGAUGAAAGCGGAAAAUUGGUGAGCAAUGUUGUUGUCGGUGUGACAACACCAUAGAAUUGGCUGCAGCAGUGAAACAUCAAUUUAUGGAAUGGUUCUUACGAGGACUCAUCCCACCAUGAAAACGUCUUAUUAUGAGAACUUUCAAUCUUCACCUUUUAUUUGCCAUUCAAUGGCUAGCACUCAUAACUCAUAAGGUUGUAUUUCUGUAACUGUCCUAAAUUCAGACCUGGUUAUGUUGAAAGUAUUUGAAAAUAAUUAAAAUGUGACAUUGUCAAUAUUAGCCAUUGAUUAGAUAUAUAAAAGAUGUAGAUCACAAGUUCUCGUUUACAACAUGUUCUCAUGGUAAAGUGGGUUCUCAUGUAGACCAAAAGUUGAAGUCGGCCAUCUUGCUUUAUUGCUCAAUCAGAUGAAUAGAGUGAUAUAGAUAUGAUGGUGGAUUUAUAAUGUUGUAACAUUUGGUGUUCAUACUGUAAAGAUGAUAUGAAGAUUUUGGAUGCCGUUUUGACUUGAGAUUUCUUUGAUUAUUUGUAAUGUACUCAUUUGCUUGUUGUGGAUGGAUUUUUUCAUGUGAUGUCCUCUACCUGUUAUGUUAAAUACCAUUUGAC
Cuscuta europaea is the source of this 2087-nucleotide messenger RNA. The record is from the annotation of a GenBank genome assembly. Lineage: Eukaryota; Viridiplantae; Streptophyta; Magnoliopsida; Solanales; Convolvulaceae.